AUGGGACAACAAUCGUUGAUCUAUAGCUUUGUGGCAAGAGGAACGGUGAUUCUUGCGGAGUACACGGAGUUUAAAGGGAAUUUCACAGGCAUCGCUGCACAAUGUCUUCAAAAACUUCCCGCUUCCAAUAAUAAGUUUACUUACAAUUGCGAUGGCCAUACCUUCAAUUACCUCGUUGAAAACGGAUUCACCUACUGUGUGGUUGCAGUUGAAUCUGCUGGCAGGCAACUUCCAAUUGCCUUUUUGGAGCGAGUUAAGGAAGAUUUUAACAAAAGAUAUGGUGGAGGAAAAGCAGCAACGGCUGUUGCCAAUAGCCUGAACAGAGAGUUUGGGUCCAAAUUGAAGGAGCACAUGCAGUAUUGUGUGGAUCAUCCUGAAGAGAUCAGCAAGCUUGCAAAAGUUAAGGCUCAGGUUUCUGAAGUUAAGGGUGUUAUGAUGGAAAACAUUGAGAAGGUUCUUGAUCGUGGUGAGAAGAUUGAGCUGCUGGUGGAUAAAACUGAGAACCUUCGCUCUCAGGCACAAGAUUUCCGAACACAGGGAACUAAGAUAAGAAGAAAGAUGUGGUAUCAGAAUAUGAAGAUAAAAUUGAUUGUAUUGGCUAUUAUCAUUGCGUUGAUUCUCAUCAUAGUGUUAUCUAUUUGCCAUGGCUUCAAUUGUUAA
Molecule: messenger RNA, 660 nt
Organism: Dovyalis caffra
Lineage: Eukaryota; Viridiplantae; Streptophyta; Magnoliopsida; Malpighiales; Salicaceae
Source: the annotation of a GenBank genome assembly